CCCGAUGUACGGCUUCAGUGGCAUAUUGGGGCAGCAUUGGGAGCGUUUUGUUGGUGGCAGAUCCCUACCGUCCCAAACUUGCCCAUGGCCCUAGCAGUGCGCUGUUUUGCGCCUCCCUCUCCUGAGACUGAGAGAGCACUCCUCCCUCGUUAAAGCCUCUCUAAUGGUGAUUCGCGGUUCACUUGCAAAACCAUGCCAAAACCCUAAUCUGUUCGAAUUUGUUUUCUAUUCUCUUCCUACAAGUCUCUCUCGAUUUUGAUUCUCGAUCUCUGGGUUUCAGUCGCCAUGGCUGAUUUUCAGACAUCGACCCAUCGAGCUAAAUGGAUUUUCACCCCACACGAUCUGAUGGAAAAAUACCAAGCUACUAAUCAAAGAGCUAUAAAAACACUGGAGCAGUUUGGAGCAACACGUAUUGAAGUAGAUGUUGAUGGAUCACUGUCUUACCCAGAACCUCAGCUUGAUGGAAAAAAUCAUGCUGAAAAGCAUUCCCUUCCAAAGCCACUUAAUACUGAAGAAGAGAAACUCAUGCGGGUAUUUUAUGAACACAAGAUUCAAGAAGUUUGUGGAGCCUUUGGAUUCCCACAUAAAAUUCAGGCAACAGCCAUCUUAUACUUCAAAAGGUUUUAUCUGCAAUGGUCUGUCAUGGAGCACCACCCAAAACACAUAAUGUUAACUUGCAUAUAUGCAUCAUGUAAAGUAGAAGAAAAUCAUGUUUCCGCAGAGGAGCUUGGUAAGGGGAUUCAACAGGACCAUCAAGUGAUUCUCAAUAAUGAGAUGAUAGUUCUUCAGAGCCUCGGAUUUGAUCUUAUUGUUUUUACACCAUAUCGGUCAAUUGAAGGCUUCAUUGAUGAUAUGGAGGAGUUUUGUCAAGCUAAGAAUGGCCAGCUACAAAUGUUGAAGGAUUUACGAGAAACUUCCAAGUUGGAGGUAGAUAAAACAAUGCUUACAGAUGCACCACUUCUCUUCCCUCCUGGACAGUUAGCAUUGGCUGCUCUACGUAGGUCAAAUGAGGUACACAGAGUCCUCGAUUUUGAGAGAUACCUGGAGAACAUCAUCUCUCGUCAACAUUCUGCACAUAGCAUUUUGGAGCUUACUGAAUCACUGGAUGACAUAGACUCCUGGGUGAGGAAACUCAAUAUUCCUACCACCAAAGAUAUGAGGCACAUUGAUCGGAAACUCAAGUCAUGUUUGGAUCCAACCUCACAGGAUGAGAGUAAGAAGCGGGACAAAAAAUCAAAGCACAAGUCCAAAAGAACUUCCAGUGAAAUGCAAGGCAUGCCUUCUGUUGCUCCAUUGUAAAUAUACUUUUUCUUCACAUUCCUUGAGUUUGAAACAGCUUCAUCAUGUGAAUGUUUACUUUUGCAUACAAUGAACAAUUCUGAAAGCCCAGAGGAAUAUUCUUUGGAGAUGGAGUGUAGAAAAAUUUUGUGAUCCUUAUGUAUACUUGUCAAAUAGCUUGUAACAGUCUGAGAUUGCAUGUAGUUUGACUAACCACAGUGGUAAUAAUGAUAUAUUUCAUCUAUCAAAAAGAGUGGUAAUAAUGACAUAGGUUACUAUUAGUAGUUCAGUACAUGUCAUGGAGAAGGAGACUUUAUGGGUGUAUUAUCAUUGCAAACCAGUUAGCCAUGUAGAAUUGAUAAUGGGGUUCUUUACCAUGGAA
Messenger RNA from Nelumbo nucifera (sacred lotus), 1660 nucleotides. RefSeq names its product cyclin H;1 (gene CYCH;1). The record is from RefSeq and is a predicted model, not a curated record. Gene Ontology annotation, biological process: regulation of transcription by RNA polymerase II. Gene Ontology annotation, molecular function: cyclin-dependent protein serine/threonine kinase regulator activity. NCBI's taxonomy places the organism in Eukaryota, Viridiplantae, Streptophyta, Magnoliopsida, Proteales, Nelumbonaceae.